Molecule: messenger RNA, 252 nt
Organism: Miscanthus lutarioriparius
Lineage: Eukaryota; Viridiplantae; Streptophyta; Magnoliopsida; Poales; Poaceae
Source: the annotation of a GenBank genome assembly
AUGUCGUCGCCCGCCGCCAAGGCGAACUCCCCAGACGAGGCACCCGCCGGCGCCGGCGCCGCGGUGGCCGGGGACGUGCACAUGAUCCGGCACCCGCUGGUGAAGCACGCGGCGUACGCGUACCUCCAGCUGACGCCGUCGGCGCGGGAGGAGGCCCGGAGGCGGAUGCUGCAGCGGAGGCGCGGCGGCCCGCUCUGCCGCCUCUUCCUCGGCUGCCUCGGCUUCCUCGGGGCGCUCUUCGGGCGGCAGUGA